This is a messenger RNA of Bombyx mandarina (wild silkworm), 1321 nucleotides long. RefSeq lists its product as hypothetical. Lineage: Eukaryota; Metazoa; Arthropoda; Insecta; Lepidoptera; Bombycidae. The record is from RefSeq and is a predicted model, not a curated record. Gene Ontology annotation, molecular function: structural constituent of cuticle.
UAUAAAAGGCAUCAGACUCCGGGCAUUGGUAUCAGUCUCAAUUUUAACGUGAGAGAAUCAACAUGUACGGAAAGCUGUUCGCCAUCCUCACUCUGACCGCGGUAGCUCUGGCCCGCGAGUACCCGGCCGGACUCCACCCAGCCAUUUGCCCAAACUACCCGUUCUGCGAUGCUGACGCCCUGGCCAAGUACACCCCUCAGGGAAUGCCGAUACCAGAAUGGGUGCGCAACCCAGCCAUCCUGCCGAUCGCUCGAGCUGCGUCGAAUCCUGUGCCCAAGUAUCCGGCUGAUUUCCCGGCUGCCCUAUGCCCUAACUACCCAUACUGCUGGUGAAUACACAAGCUACCUACGCUAAUCAACAACAAGUCAACGGUUUUUGCGGAUGUACACUUUUUAUAUAUAUAAUUUAGAAGAUUGAACACAUCGAUCAGCCAUGUUACUGUGGAAUUAUCAUCUUAUCAGCAAUAAAACACUGACCGCCCAACACGGGUUGGGCAUCACUAUGCAUGUCCAAGUUGCCUCCUUUAUAAGUCCAUCAAUCUGUGGGCACUCUGCUUAAAUGCGUGACCUCCAUUCAUUAUGAUAGUCCUGAUAUGUAUUCCGCGAAUAAUGGCCUCCCAAAUAACAGAUUUUCUCCUAGUCUUUGUCAAUGAAAUAUUGCGGUGAACCACAAUCAGCUUCCCGCUUAUAGGAAGACCUCAAAAAGUAUUCCAAUUUCGAGAAAAGGCUGGGAAAAAUAGAAAUGUGAAAGCAGGAAAGUUAGUUGAUCGAAGGCUAGCCUUGUAAAUUACCACCUUCGUUGGGACUUAGAGUUAGGACAAGAUUUUGCAACAUCUCCUAAUGAUGCAGUAGUAACCGGCAAUGGAAGUUUUGCAUUUUGCUCAAUUAGCUGUUAUGAUGUUCUGGAAGAUGAUCUCUUGAGUUGCCACUAGUAACUUGGUUCAGGUCAAUUAAUCGCCAAACUUUGGACGUUAUACUUACUAACUAAUGUCUAAAGAUGUCUAAACUGUGUGUGUUUGUGAGCAAUUUUGUUGACUUUGCCACUGCAACGUCCGUAUGCAACGCUUAUGAAAUUCAAUAGUGAAAUCAGGUUCAGGCCUUCGUCGCGCUGUUACAUAUAAUAUACAAAUAUCACCAAUAUUACAAAAGCUUAGCAUGUAGUUUUGACGUAAUGUAUCUAUCAUCCACAAAUGCCUGUCUAUAACCACUAUUAAUUGAAUAAGCGACAUUAAAAAUGUAUUAAUUAGAUGUGAAAUACGUUUCAGCUAAAUUUUAAGUCACGUCAGAUUUUCGUUAUUUUUUUUUAUUUUUGUAUAUAAAAA